This is a messenger RNA of Cantharellus anzutake, 631 nucleotides long. RefSeq lists its product as uncharacterized. NCBI's taxonomy places the organism in Eukaryota, Fungi, Basidiomycota, Agaricomycetes, Cantharellales, Hydnaceae. The transcript has 5 exons. The coding region runs from base 188 to 505 and encodes 105 amino acids. The record is from RefSeq and is a predicted model, not a curated record.
CCUUUUGGGCUUUCUGAUUAUCAUUUUCAUUCUAGUAGGGGAAUUCGACUGUACAAAAUAUCACAUGGAGCUGAGUGCCAAGAGGCGUGAGUUCGAUGACGUAAGCUCGGAUCGCCGAAGUUCAGCUCGUCCGCAGUCAGCUUGCUUUCCCUCUCCACAUCCUCAGCUUGCAGUGUAGUAAUUCGCAAUGGAUUUCAUCUGCAUUCCAUUAGUAUUCGGUUGUCCGACGAAAAUCAGUCAAACUGAUGAUGGCACUAAUGCUAGAGUGGUCUCCGUUAUCUCGGCCAAAUCACGAACAUGGUUCGAAUUCUGCUUCGUACCUCUUAUCCCCAUGUCUUCGCACCACAUCUGGUUCUGCGGAAUUUGUAGCUGGGAAGCUCGUCAAGGUCAAGGCUUUGAGCCUAUGUUACCUGGUCAGGGUCCUCCUCCCGGUCCAUGGCAGCAAGGGUGGUAUCCUGGGCCCCAGUCGCCACCCCGAGCUCAUGCGCCACCAAAGAAUUCCUAGCAUGGCAAUGGUUGUAUGCUCUGGUGACGGUAGCCAGAAAGACAGUCAAUAAGGAAUGGAAUGGACGUUCGAAAUUUUGCUUGUAUUCAGAUUGUGUCAUGUACUCAUCCUACUGUGCAUUAAGUG